AAAAGAGGUUGUCCCAGGUGAGUCAGCCGUUAGGGUGAAGUUGUAAUUUCAUAUUUUGUACUUGGACGAAGACUGACGCACCAAGAAUGUCACCAGGUGUGUGUCGACUGUUUGGGCCUGGAGAUCAAAUGGACCAGAGUAACUGCUUAAAGUGACUACACACAUUAAGCUGAAGGGAAUAUACUGAAGAUUCAUGAUAAACUUGGACAAAACAAGAUGGCAGACACACCACCCAAAAUGUCAGCAACAGCCACCAGCACCUCAGUGGGGCACUUCCAGGUGAAUGUCUCUGUCACAGGUUUCCAGCACAGUGAGUCAUCAACAGUGUCUGAACAAUGUGAUCUGGAUCCUCUGAAGCGUAACAACAGCCUGGUGUUUCUGCCACCCGCCAUGUCUGAGCUGAGGGUUGUUCUGCUGGGGAACAGCUGGUCUCAGAGGAGUUCAGUGGGGAACGUCAUACUGGGAGAGACUGCAUUUAACACUCAGGAAGAGCCAGUCUGCUGUCUGAGAGUCAGUGGACAGUUAGAGGAGAAAAAGAUAGCUGUCAUCAACACUCCGGAUCUGCUCCAUCCCAACAUCUCUGAAGACAAACUGUCAGAACAUGUAGAAAAGUGUGUGAGAUACUCUGAUCCUGGACCUCAUGUGUUCCUGCUGGUUCUACAGCCUGAAGACUUCACUGAGGAACACAAAGGGAAGCUGGAUAGGAUCCUUGGAAAGUUCAGUGAUCAAUCAUUUGAUCAUUCAUUGAUACUGAUAUCAACACCCAGAGAGGAGAGUUCAGGUUUCAAAGAUGAACCAGACCAGCCCUUAAAAGACAUGAUCAGAAUGUGUAGAUACAGAUACCUGAAGCAGAAGAACCUUGAACGCCCAGAGCUGUUAACACGAUUGGGUCAAAUUGUGAAAGAGAACAGUGGAGACCAUCUGAUCUGUGAUGUGUUUGAAGAUCCAGCACAAGGUCUGGUUUAUGAUCAGGAAAGCGUGAAACAAACGGAAGGAGUCAGUUUUAACUUGGAUCUACUAAAAGCUUUUGAGGUGAAAGCUCCCAGUGAAUACACCCUGUCGCACCAGUCACAUGAACUCAGGAUUGUGAUGUUUGGAAAAAGUGACGACAAAAAGAAAACACUAUGCAACUUCAUCACUGGAAGCAAACAGUCAGUAUUUUUCAAAAUAAACAUCAACAAGCAAUGUGAGGUCACCAGUGGAGAGUGGAGAGGAAAGCCUUUGAAAGUCGUGAAAACUCCAGACAUGUUCAGUCUGUCUGUGGAAGCCUUUAGAGAAGAGAUGAGAAGCUGUGUGACUCUUUCUCCCAGAGAAGAGAUGAGAAGCUGUGUGACUCUUUCUCUCCCUGGACCAAAUGUUCUGCUGCUGUUAGUGAAGCUGUCUGAGUUCACUGAGGAGAACAGACAAACACUGAAGUUCAUCCUGAGUGUGUUUGGUCAAGAUGCCUUCAAACACUCGAUGGUCAUCACGACACAUGACGGGAGUAAAGCAAGCCCUGCUGUCAGUCAGCUCCUCAAAGACUGUGGAGGAAGACACUACAACAUGGUUAAAAGUGACCGCCAGCUGUUAAUGGAGAAGAUUGAGAACAUUGUGAGUGAAAACAAAGAAGCCUUCCUCACCUUCACUGAAGAGCCCAUCAGAGCAAAGUCUGAACCCAUCAGAGCAAAGUCUGAACCCAUCAGAGCAGCUUUAAACCUGGUCCUGUGUGGGAGGAGAGGAGCAGGGAAGACUUCAGCAGCCAAGGCCAUUUUAGGUCAGACAGAGCUUCAUUCAGUCUCCAGCUCAUCAGAGUGUGUUAAACAUCAGGGAGAGGUGUGUGGACGUUGGGUUUCCCUGGUGGAGCUGCCUGCCUUGUAUGGAAAACCUCAGGAGGCAGUGAUGGAGGAAUCAUUCAGGUGUAUCUCCCUCUGUGAUCCUGAGGGCGUCCAUGCCUUCAUCCUGGUCCUACCUGUGGGUCCCCUCACUGAUGAAGACAAGGGAGAGUUAGAGACCAUCAGGGACACAUUCAGCUCUCGAGUCAAUGACUUCACCUUGAUCCUGUUCACUGUGGAGUCAGAUCCUACAGCUCCAGCUUUUGUUAACUUUCUAAAGGAGAACAGAGACAUCCAGGAGCUCUGUCAGAGCUGUGGAGGAAGAUAUGUUGUUCUCAACAUCAAGGACCAGCAGCAGAUCCCACAGCUGUUGGAUGCUGUGGAAAAAAAUUGCCAAUCUAAAAAGAAACCAUCCUGCUAUACGACAGAAACAUUUGCACAUGCACAAAUGAAAAAACUCAUUCAACAAGAGAAACGUAUCAACAUGCAACAAGGUGAACUUCAGAGACUGAGAGAGCUCAAUAUCACAUGUGAUGAAGAGGAGCAGAGCCCAGAGUGUCUCAGGAUUGUGCUGAUAGGGAAGACUGGCUGUGGGAAGAGUUCUUCAGGAAACACCAUCCUAGGAAGGAAGGAGUUUAAAGCCAAAUCAAGCCAAACAUCAGUCACCAAACACUGUCAGAAAGCAGUGGGUGAGGUGGACGGUCGUCCUGUUGCUGUGGUCGACACUCCUGGUCUGUUUGACACAACUUUGUCCCAUGAAGAGGUUAAUGAGGAGAUGGUGAAAUGCAUCAGUCUUCUGGCUCCAGGACCACAUGUCUUCCUGUUGGUGUUACAAAUCGGCAGAUUAACACCAGAGGAGAAGGAGACAUUAAAUCUCAUCAAGGAAGGCUUUGGGAAGAAUGCUGAACAGUUCACCUUCAUUCUUUUUACCAGAGGAGAUUCACUGGAAAAUGAGGAGAUGUCUAUUGAAGAAUACAUUGAAAAAGAAUGUGAUGAUUCCUUUAAGAAGCUGAUUGCUGACUGUGGAGGAAGAUGCCAUGUGUUCAAUAACUAUGAUAAACACAACCACAAACAAGUCAGUGAGCUGAUAACCAAGAUUAACACCAUGGUGAAGACAAAUGGAGGCAGCUGCUACACUAAUGAGAUGCUGCAAGAGGCCGAGGAAGCUAUAAAGAAAGAAGUGCAGAGGAUCCUGAAGGAGAAGGAAAAAGAGAUGAAGAAGGAGAGAGAGGAGCUGAGAAGAAAAUAUGAGGAAGAAAUGGAAGCAAUGGAGAGAAGAAUGGAAGAACAGAGAGCAGCAACUGAAGAGGAGAGAAAACAACUUGAAGAAAUGCAGAAAAACAUCAACAAGGAACGUGAGGAGAGAAAGAAAGAACAGGAAAUGAGAGAAGAAGAAGACAGGAAGAGAAAACAACAGGAAGAAUUACAGCAACAAGAGUGGGAACAAAAAGUUGACGCUUUGGAGCAAAAAAUAAGAUCAGAGUCAGAAUCAAAGGAAACUACUGACAGAAAGCUGGAGGAGAGCAGAGAAGAGAUGAGGAAAGAACGAGAGAAUCGGGAGAAGGAAAGAAAAGAAUGGUGGGAGAAACGAAAACAAGAAGAUGAACAGAGACAAAAGGAGGAGCAAGCAAGACGAAAAAAGCUUCAAGAAGAAUAUGAACAGGAGAAAGAAAAAUAUGAAAACAAAACAAAAGCUGAUAAAAUGAGAAGGGAGCAGGAGGAGGAGAAGUGGAAAGAGUUGGAGGAAAACUAUAAGACAAAACUGGAGGAAAUGAAGAAUAAGUACGAGGAGGAGGCCAGAAAUAAAGCUGAAGAGUUCAAUGAAUUCAGAGAGACAAAAAAGAAGGACUUUGCAGCUAUGAUCAAAGACCACAUGAAAUAUGUCGAGGAUCUGAAGGAACAGCAGGAGAAAGACAUGCAAAAGAAGAAAGAGGAAUACGACAGCUUGAUGGAACUCUCAACCCACAAAGAAAAAAGUCUGAAACAAAAUAUCGAUGAGCUACAGGACAAACACAAACAAGCAAUGGCCGACUUGAUACUGAUACUUCUGACACAAAAAGAAGAAAACAGAAAACAAAUUAAUGCAAUGCAGGAAGCACACACAAAAGAGGAGGAGGACCUUAAAAAAGAUCUUUUAGCCCAAAACAAAAGAAAAGAGAAUGAACAAAUGGAGGAACUGAAGAAAAAACAGCAUCAAGAAAUGAAAGCCCUGGACAAGGAACUUUCAACCCAAACCAAAGACGAUCAGAGUGUAAGACGGGCGAUGCUGUCCAUCCAACAUGAGCAACAAAUUAUUGAUCUGAAAAAAGAAUUGUUGACCCAACAGCAACAAAACCAGAAGGAACAGCUGAACAAAUUACAGAAAGAACAUGAGCAAAAAUUGGAUGAAUUCAAACAGAAACUUCUGGAAGAAAAUAAAAGAAAUGAGAAAGAAAAAAUUGAUGAACUGCAGAAAAGACAUGAUGAAGAGAUGAAUGAGGCAAAACAGCAGCUGAUGACCGAAGAUGGAGACAGUGAGAGAGAAGAAAUAGAGGCACUGCAGAAAAAACACAAAAAAGAAAUGAAGGAGCUGAAAGAAAAACUUUUGACCAUAGACCACAUGGCUGAAACAUGGUGUUCAAUACUGCUGAGGCUACAGAACAUGAGCGAUUCACACAGUGGCUCCAACUCCCAGCUCACCGGCAGCACCAAGCUCACUCACACUCUCUCCCUGCUGGAAACAGAUGAUCUGCAACCUGUGAAGCGGAGCAGCAGCUAUGAAUGGCUGCCACCACAGAUGUCUGAGCUGAGGGUUGUUCUGCUGGGGAACAGCUGGUCUCAGAGGAGUUCAGUGGGGAACUUCAUACUGGGAGAGACUAAGUUCAACACUGAGGAAGAACCAGACUUCCUGACAGAGAACAGAGACAUCCAGGAGCUCUGUCAGAGCUGUGGAGGAAGAUAUGUUGUUCUCAACAUCAAGGACCAGCAGCAGAUCCCACAGCUGUUGGAUGCUGUGGAAAAGAUGAGAGUCUACAAGGAUAAACCACACUGUUAUACAACAGGCAUCUUUGCACAUGGCAAGAUGGAUACAAUCCUCCAACAACAGAAACACAUCACCACAUUGCAAGAUGAGCUGAAUGAACUGAAGACAAAGAGCACAGUCACUUGUGAUGAAGAGGAGCAGAGCCCAGAGUGUCUCAGGAUUGUGCUGAUAGGGAAGACUGGCAGUGGAAAGAGUUCUUCAGGAAACACCAUCCUAGGAAGGGAGGAGUUUGAAGCCAAUUCAGGCCUAACAUCAGUCACCAAACACUGUCAGAAAGCAGUGGGUGAGGUGGACAGUCGUCCUGUUGCUGUGGUCGACACUCCUGGUCUGUUUGACACAACUUUGUCCCAUGAAGAGGUUAAUGAGGAGAUGGUGAAAUGCAUCAGUCUUCUGGCUCCAGGACCACAUGUCUUCCUGUUGGUGUUACAUAUCGGCAGAUUAAGAGUACAGGAGAAGGAGACAUUAAAACUCAUCAAGGAAGGCUUUGGGAAGAAUGCUGAACAGUUCACUAUCAUUCUUUUAACUGGAGGAGAUGAACUGGAACAUUAUGACAUAUCUAUUGAAAAAUACAUUGAAGAAAAAUGUGAUGACUCCUUUAAGAAGCUGAUUGCUGACUGUGGAGGAAGAUACCAUGUGUUCAAUAACUAUGAUGAAGACAAGCACAAACAAGUCAGUGAGCUGAUAACCAAGAUUGACACCAUGGUGAAGACAAAUGGAGGCAGCUGCUACACUAAUGAGAUGCUGCAAGAGAAGAGAAAAGAAGAGGACCGACUCAGAAGAGAACAAGAGGAAGACAUGGAGGAGAACUAUAAGAAGAAAAUGGAGAAUCUGAUGAAGACACAUGAAGAGGAGGCCAGAGAGAAAGCUGAAGAGUUCAAUGAAUUCAAAGAGAAAUACAAGAAGGAAUGUGCAGCUCUAAAGCAGGAGCAUGAGAGACAACUGAAAGACAAAGAGCAGCAGUAUGACCUCUUAAAGGCUCGUUCAGACAGCAAUGAAGAACAACUGAAGAAAAAACAGGAAGACAUUUCUGACUUAGUCAAAUGUGUGACCAGAAGGAGAGAAAAUGUGCGAAAAAUCACUGAGUUACUGAAAAAACAGGAACAAGAAAUGAAACAGGUGAGAAAUGAGGAGGAGAAGAAGAACAAGAAAUGA
Epinephelus moara (kelp grouper) is the source of this 5985-nucleotide messenger RNA. RefSeq names its product golgin subfamily A member 4-like. The record is from RefSeq and is a predicted model, not a curated record. Lineage: Eukaryota; Metazoa; Chordata; Actinopteri; Perciformes; Serranidae. Gene Ontology annotation, molecular function: GTP binding.